UCUUUUUAUAUCCACUGGUUGUAACUCAAAAAGGAAAGAUAAUACACUGGAAGAAAGUUCUUGAGAAAUCAAUGCUCUCAUUUUAUUUUUUCUGGUCAACAUUAAUUUUCUUAGCUAGGGCUUCUAUAACAAUGAGUUUUCACUCUAUAAUUUACUUACAAUUUUUUCUAUUUCCUUUUCUCUUUAUCUUUCAGAUCUGAGAAACCCAUAAACCUUUUUUCUUGUUAGGGGUCAUAUCCACUUCAAGAUUUAGAAUCUUUCUAUUUUUGGAAAACUUCUCAUGAAUUGUUAGGAUUUCUUGAUUUUUGGUUGUAUGUAUUAUCUUGUCUUAAAAUAGUUGAAAGUGAUUUAUUCAAAUCCAUGAUUUGCUUAUCUCAAAUCUUGGUUAGAGACCUUUCUAUUUUUAGAAACAUUCUCAUGAAUUGCUUGAUUUAAAAGUUGACCCUUUUAAGAGAUUAUUCAUAUCCAUGAUUUGCUUGUCUCAAAUCUUGAUUUAGAUACCUUUCUACUUUUGGAAACUCUCCAUGAAGUGCUAUGAUUUCUUGAUUUAAAAAGUGUUGACCCUUUUAAGAGAUUAUUCAUUAGUCUCAAAGCUUGUUUUUAUUAAUUUCUCAAGAAGAAGAAAAUGGUGAGGGGAAAAACUGAAUUAAAAAGGAUUGAAAAUAUAUCAAGAAAGCAAGUGACUUUCUCAAAAAGGAGAGGUGGACUUCUUAAGAAGGCAUUUGAGCUCUCAGUUCUUUGUGAUGCUGAAGUUAGUCUUAUCAUUUUUUCUCAAACAGGAAAGCUUUUUGAGUUCUCAAGUUCAAGUACUAACAAGAUAAUAGAACGUUAUCAGAAGAAUGACAAGAAUUCAAAUGACAAAAUUAUACUUGAACAGACUACAGAGCAUUUGAAGGAGGAGGUUAUUAGUAUGAGUAGGAAUCUGGAGGUUCUUGAAAACUCUAAAAGAAGGCUUUUAGGAGAAGAUUUAGAUUCUUGCUCCAUUGAUGAACUUGGAAAGCUUGAAGAACAGUUAGAUCGAAGUCUAAGAAAUAUUAGGGAAAGAAAGAACCAGCUAUUCAGGGAGCAGAUUUCUCUUCUAAAAGACGAGGAAAAAGUCUUAAUGAAGGAAAAUGCAGAAUUGCACGAAAAGGUUCCAACGUUAGAGUUGAAAUGGGUUAAUUUCAAACUCAUUUCAAAGCAAACUAUUAUAUCUGUGAAGUCUGGCCAUUGCACAAUGUCGGUGAAGCUCUCGAUUUAGUUGCAAGUGAAUUACUUUCUAAGUUACUUUGUGCAGAAAGAAUGAUACAGAAGAUAAAAGGAACAAGACAAGAAACAAAAACGUUGUCCGGAGACUUGCUAAAGUUUGGAAAUUUUAAAAGAUAGGAAGAAAAAGUACACACUCAGAUAUAAUAGCACCUCAACAAAGAAAAAAUUGGCACAAAUCAGAAAGAAGUUCCGGCGAUCUUCAUAACGGAGACUGCUGCUUUUGCUAUUCUUGAGAGUACAUAGCUUCACUUCGCUUUCCUCUUUUUCAUUUCAAAAAUAGAUUUUCUUUUGAUUAUUUUUCAGCCAAUCCUUUUGGAUCUGGUCACUACUGAACUUAGCCCAAGGGCAUUUCCGCCAAAAAUUGUUUAAAAAAGAUAAACAAGUUUGAUUGCUAGCUCUUUGGUUUAAUGAA
Molecule: messenger RNA, 1660 nt
Organism: Solanum dulcamara
Lineage: Eukaryota; Viridiplantae; Streptophyta; Magnoliopsida; Solanales; Solanaceae
Product: MADS-box protein SOC1-like
Exons: 8
Coding region: 626-1240 (204 amino acids)
Biological process (GO): positive regulation of transcription by RNA polymerase II
Cellular component (GO): nucleus
Molecular function (GO): RNA polymerase II cis-regulatory region sequence-specific DNA binding; DNA-binding transcription factor activity, RNA polymerase II-specific; protein dimerization activity
Source: RefSeq, a predicted model, not a curated record